UCGCAGGGCAGAGCAGGCAGGGAGGGCGGCCGGAGCCCGGACACGGGAGCCUCCCAGUCAGUUCAAGACCCGACAUGAGGGAAAAGGGCCGUAGGAAGAAGGGCAGGACCUGGGCGGAGGCCGCCAAGACGGUCUUAGAAAAAUACCCCAAUACACCCAUGAGUCAUAAAGAAAUUCUUCAAGUUAUCCAGAGAGAAGGACUAAAAGAAAUCAGAAGUGGGACUUCCCCUCUUGCAUGCCUGAAUGCAAUGCUGCAUACAAACUCCCGAGGUGAAGAGGGCAUCUUCUAUAAGGUUCCAGGUAGAAUGGGAGUAUAUACUUUAAAGAAAGAUGUGCCGGAUGGGGUGAAAGAGCUAUCAGAAGGUUCGGAAGAAAGCAGUGAUGGUCAGUCAGACUCCCAGAGUUCUGAGAACAGCGGAAGCAGCAGUGAUGGUGGCAGCAACAAGGAGGGGAAAAAGAGCAGGUGGAAAAGGAAAGUAUCGUCUAGACUGUCACAGCCAUCUUCUCCCCAGUCAGGCUGCCCAUCACCUACCAUUCCAGCAGGUAAAGUCAUUUCUCCAUCACAGAAGCACAGCAAGAAGGCACUAAAGCAGGCUCUAAAACAGCAACAGCAGAAGAAGCAGCAACAGCAGUGCAGGCCGAGCAUGUCCAUCUCCUCCAACCAGCCUCUCUCUCUGAAGACUGUCAAAGCAACCAGUGACUCUCUACCUGCCAAACCUGCAAUAUGGGAAGGAAAGCCAUCUGAUGGGCAGUCAAGCAGCCCUCAAAACUCAAACUCUAGUUAUUCUUGUUCAGUUCAAGUGGAAAAUCCCUUGCUGGGCUUGGGGAAGAAGUCAUUCCAGAGGUCUGACAGGCUCCACACAAGGCAAAUGAAAAGGACUAAAUGUGCUGAAAUUGAUGUUGAGACACCAGACUCCAUUCUGGUUAAUACAAAUCUACGAGCACUGAUCAACAAGCACACCUUUUCAGUCCUUCCUGGAGAUUGCCAACAGCGACUGCUUUUACUCCUUCCAGAGGUGGAUCGACAGGUUGGUCCAGAUGGUCUGAUGAAGUUAAAUGGCUCAGCCCUUAACAAUGAGUUCUUCACUUCAGCAGCCCAAGGCUGGAAGGAAAGACUCUCAGAAGGUGAGUUUACACCUGAGAUGCAAGUGAGAAUUCGACAAGAGAUUGAGAAGGAGAAAAAAGUAGAGCCAUGGAAAGAACAAUUCUUUGAAAGCUACUAUGGUCAGAGUUCUGGUCUGAGCCUUGAGGAUUCAAAGAAAUUGACAGCCUCGCCCAGCGAUCUCAAAGUAAAGAAAACCCCAGCUGAGCAACCAAAAUCCAUGCUCCCUUCAGAGGCCUCACCUGUCGGUAUAGUCCCAGUAAUUCCCCAGUUAGGGUCUAAAGAAGAAGUGGUGCAAAUGCCAUCCCCGGUAAGAAAAGAAGAGCAUGAAGGCCAAGACAUGGUGCAGCCAAACCCCAAGUCCACAGAGCCCCUACUUCCCUCAGCAAGCAAUACACAAGAGCUUAGCAGCAUUCUUCCUAUCAAGUGCCCAAAGGAUGAUGAUCUCUUGGAGCAGAAGCCAGUUGCCUCUGCUGAACAGGAGUCUGAGAAGGAGAAUCAUCUCACUACAGUUUCUAAUUAUAACAAAGAUGAAAGCCAAGAAGCUUUAGUUACAUCCCCAAACAAACCCAAGAGUCCUGGGGUGGAAAAACCAGUAAUGAAGCCCAUAGCAGAAGCAGGUCCACAGGAUAUCACUGCGAAAGAACCUCCAUCAGCUCUGGUUGAUCACAGCCCAGAAAGCCUCAAGAGGAAAUCUUGUCUCAUCCAAGAAGAGGCCCCCGUGAGCUGGGAGAAAAGGCCACGUGUCACAGAGAAUCGCCAGUACCAGCAGCCAUUUCAAGUCUCGCCACAGCCCUUUCUCAGUAGAGGGGACAGGAUCCAGGUGCGAAAAGUACCACCUCUCAAGAUCCCGGUCUCCAGAAUCUCCCCCAUGCCUUUUCCUACAUCGCAGGUCUCUCCCAGGGCUCGUUUUCCAGUCUCCAUCACUAGUCCUAACAGAACAGGAGCCAGAACUCUUGCAGACAUCAAAGCAAAAGCCCAGCUGGUCAAAGCACAGAGGGCGGCCGCCGCCGCAGCGGCCGCCGCCGCCGCCGCCGCGGCCUCAGUUGGAGGGACCGUUCCAGGACCUGGCCCCGGCGGCGGACAAGGCCCCGGAGAGGGCAGUGACAGCAAAACUGCUGGAGGAGGGAGGCCAGACUCAGACAGAGGCCGCGAACCUGAAGAGGGCCCCACCCUGGAGUUGGCAGGAACUAGAAGCGGGGGAGGUACGAGAGAGCUUUUACCCUGUGGGCCAGAGACUCAGCCCCAGUCUGAGACCAAGGGCCCAGAGCAGGCACAGCCUCAUGGUGUCUCUGGAGCACAACUACAGCAAACCCCCUCGGUGCCUCCAAGCUCUGCCAGCGGUGGAGCCGGCGCAAGGGCCCCCUCCCCAGCCCGCACUAACGCGCCCCCACCAGCUGUAGGGAAGCCGGCUAACGAACCCCCGCACCCCCCCAGGGCAGCAGCCGCAGUGGCCUCUCUCCCCCACCCACAAGGCCCCGGGACCUGCAGACAGGAGAAGGCACCUUCUGCUCCGACGGGUUCCGCGCUCAUCUCAGGUGCCUCCCCACCUGUUCGUUUCGCAGCCGAUGGCACAGUCGAGCCCAGAGCAGGUUCUGGUAGGAACAUGCCAGACCCUUCGGCCUCAGCAGAGACAACCGCUAGUACUUCAGCGGCUGUGACUCCCUCUCCUUUGACAUCGUUGUUGACCGCAGCCGCUUUAGAAAAGCUUCCUGUACCCCAGGUCAGCAUGACUGUAGCGCCUCCGGGAUCAGCUCCGUCCUCGAGCACUUUGCCAGUAGCUUCUAGCCUUAAAACUCCAGGAACUUCUUCAAAUUUGAAUGGACCCAUGCCAAGGCCGAGCUCUAGUAUCCCUGCGAACAACCCUUUGGUCACUCAGCUGCUUCAGGGCAAAGAUGUUCCCAUGGAGCAAAUUCUGCCUAAACCUCUCACCAAAGUUGAAAUGAAAACUGUCCCACUGCCCACGAAAGAGGAGCUGGGGACGGGAGUGCUCACGGGCACUGGUGCCACAGAAAACAGCGUCAGAGAGGAAGGGGGUGAGAGGCAGUCCCACCCGGCUCUGCAGCAGCUGGGGAAAGCCUUGCAGAGUAAGCAGCUCCCCCAGGUUCCAAGACCCCUUCAGCUCUUUUCAGGUAAGGAACUGAGGGACUCUAGCAUUGACACACACCAGUACCAGGAAGGACUAAGCAAAGCCACCCAAGAGCAGAUCCUUCAGACUCUCAUCCAGAGGGUUCGGAGGCAGAACGUUCUCCCAUUUGUGCAGCCCUCCCAGUUCAACUUCGCUCACUCAGGUUUCCAGUUGGAAGACAUCUCCACAAGCCAGAGGUUCAUGCUGGGUUUUGCUGGCAGAAGGACAUCGAAGCCUGCCAUGGCAGGUCACUACUUACUUAACAUUUCCACCUACGGCCGGGGUUCAGAGAGCUUUAGGAGGACCCAUUCUAUAAACCCUGAAGACCGUUCGUGUCUAAGUAGCCCCACGGAGGCCUUGAACAUGGGGUACACAGACUGUAAAAAUGCAACAGGAGAUAGUAGCAGUGGCAAAGAAGAAGAUACGGAUGAGGAAAGUACCAGUGAUGAGCAAGAACCCAUCGUGGUGAAGGAGGAGCCCCAGGCUGCCCAGGGUCCUGGCAGGUGUGAAGCAAGUUCGGGGCCCCACAGUAGAGAAGCCCUAUCCACCAAUGAUUGUUUCGCAAAAAAGAAUGUGAAGGCGGAGACACCAGUGCAUGAGCAAACCACUUUAAGCAAGGAGAAUUACCUGUUCGCGAGAGGCCAAACAUUUGAUGAAAAGACCCUAGCCAGAGAUUUUAUUCAGGCAGCACAGAAACAAAUGGCUCACGCAGUGAGAGGCAAGACGAUGCGUAGCAGCCCUGAGCUUUUCAAUUCUACUGCUCUUCCUCUGACCGCAGACAGUCCCACCCAUCAGCCUCUCCUCCUUCCACCACUGCAGACCCCGAAGCUAUAUGGAAGCCCCACGCAGAUCGGGCCAAGCUAUAGAGGCAUGAUCAAUGUCUCCACCUCGUCCGACAUGGACCGUAACUCUGCUGUCCCGGGGAUGCCUGACUGUAGCCAGGUGGCUAGCAAUGUAGGUGAUGUCAUGUCCUUUUCGGUGACUGUCACUACCAUCCCUGCUAGCCAAGCGAUGAAUCCCAGCAGCCAUGGCCAGACCAUUCCUGUUCAGGCCUUUCCUGAAGAGAACAGCAUCGAGGACGCACCGUCGAAAUGUUACUGCCGAUUGAAAGCCAUGAUCAUGUGCAAGGGGUGUGGAGCAUUCUGCCACGAUGAUUGCAUUGGGCCCUCGAAACUGUGUGUCUCCUGCCUUGUCGUUCGGUAACGAGACUAGAAAGAGAACACGCUGUAAAGGAGGCAGGGAGGGAAGGGUUGAUGAGAUGUGUUUUUUGCGUCCUUUCGGAAUCACAGAAAUAAAUAAGUAGGUUUCAGUUGUCUUAAGAGACAGACGUUACUUAAUCAGGAAUACAGAGUACAGAUCUUAUAUUUUAGAGGAAGAGCACCUUGUAUAGUAAGUCUAGGUCA
Messenger RNA from Neomonachus schauinslandi (Hawaiian monk seal), 4633 nucleotides. It is a transcript of the gene ASXL2, whose product is annotated as ASXL transcriptional regulator 2. Gene Ontology annotation, cellular component: PR-DUB complex. The record is from RefSeq and is a predicted model, not a curated record. The transcript is spliced from 13 exons. Gene Ontology annotation, biological process: positive regulation of transcription by RNA polymerase II; animal organ morphogenesis. Bases 75 to 4433 code for a protein of 1452 amino acids. NCBI's taxonomy places the organism in Eukaryota, Metazoa, Chordata, Mammalia, Carnivora, Phocidae. Gene Ontology annotation, molecular function: DNA binding; chromatin binding; peroxisome proliferator activated receptor binding.